This is a messenger RNA of Procambarus clarkii (red swamp crayfish), 399 nucleotides long. NCBI's taxonomy places the organism in Eukaryota, Metazoa, Arthropoda, Malacostraca, Decapoda, Cambaridae. The record is from RefSeq and is a predicted model, not a curated record.
AUGGAAGCAGGCAUGAAUACUGAUCAGAGAAGACGCACCUGCUGCUGUGUUGUGCCGUCGCUCAGUGCUUCCAGCGGCACUCUUGGUGCUUCCAGCGGCACUCUUGGUGCUUCCAGCGGCACUCUUGGUGCUUCCAGCGGCACUCUUGGUGCUUCCAGCGGCACUCUUGGUGCUUCCAGUGGCACUCUUGCUGCUUCCAGCGGCACUCUUGCUGCUUCCAGCGGCACUCUCGGUGCUUCCAGCGGCACUCUCGGUGCUUCCAGUGGCACUCUCAGUGUUUCCAGCGGUCCUCUCAGUCCUUACAGCACAUCCAGUGAGCAACUGUCAGAGAUGAUCAAGCAGAUCAGAGCUAAGAAAGCAGAACUGCCACCAACGCAUUUGCAAGCCAUCACACCGUGA